CGGAGGGAGCGCCAUCAUAUAAAUCCCCCCCGCAGCUGGGAUCCACAGAGGAGCCAUCACACCUGUUACCCUCUACCUAUAAAGCAAUCGGCAACACUCAUCCAAGUGUUCACUCCGACUCCGAGCACUUCCAAGCUGAAGUCCCUCCCCGAGAGCACAUACCGCAUGCCUCGCUCAUCACUCCACCCAAGAUAAACACCAACCUCUCCCAACACCCACAGACCAGAAAUAAUACCCCGGCUUCUCCCAGCUUCCGCCUCGCGCUCCCCAGGUAACCCCUCCUGCGCUCUCCCCCCAGCCGGGGCGUCUCUCACACCUUUCUAGCCCUGGUUGGAUGUAAACGUAAACCUUGAUGAGCAUGGCUAUGGGUAACCAACAUGCCUCCGUAAGCGCUCUUCAGGAGAUACAGAAGAAAGUCAAAGACCUCGAGAAGAAAGUGGCAACUUUCAGCGGACUCAAAAACGACCCCGAGUACAGAAAGCUGGAGAGGGCUUUGCUGAAGCAGCUUUUCGAUAUCGAAUCCGUCGACACGGAAGGAAAAAGCCAGAUCCUGCAGGCGAGGAAACGAGUGACGGAGGAAACCGAGAGAGUCCUGAGGGAAUUGGAGCAGAACGCCAACCACCCGUGCCGCCUGGAGAUCGAGAACAUCUUCAGAGAGGCGCAGACUCUGGUGGCGCAGCAGAUGACGCCGUGCUACGGGAGCGGGAAGGGCGUGACGGACGAGUUCGAGGAAGGGAUUCAGAACGUUCUGAUGAGACUGACGCAGGUGAAAACCGAGGGGAAGGUUCCGCUGCGGAAAGCGAGGUACCGCACCCUAACCAAAGUCCUCUGCGUUCAGGAAAUCUUAGAAAACUGCUUAAAGCAACAAAUACUGCCGCUUCCGCUGUCGACCGAGGCGCAUCCGUCCGUCUGCAAGAUCAACUCCGUCAUGUGCGAGGUGAGCAAAGCGCGAUGGAGCCUCAUAAGACUUCUGGUCGGCGUGAACGAUAACGAGACGUACAAACACCUGUCCUGCGUGCUCACCGGACUGACGGCGGAUUUGGACGCCCUCGACGUCUCGGGCCACGCGGACGUGAGGAACUACAGGAAGGAGGUGGUCGAGGAAAUCAACGGCUUGCUGAAGUAUCUGGACCAGGAGGAGGAAGCGGAAAUGACGAGCGCCUACGACCUGGCCCAAAACCAGUCCAUAGUGAAGAUCGAGGAGAUCCGCAGAAGGAUGACCGAGAUAAAGACGACUAUUUCGGAAAGGCCCCAAAGCAUGUGUGACGUUCACAUGGGCGUCAAGUCCGAGCUGCAGAGUCUCAUCACCCAGCUGGACGAGGUGAGUCCCGGGAGGAACCCUUGCAUCCGCGAAGCCAGGAGGAGAGCCGUGGUUGAAGUUCAAGCUCUUAUCAUGUACGUCGACCUCAAGGAGGCCCUCGAAAGACGGCAGAGCGCCGGCGACCGGUCAAACGCGGAACAUGCCUCGCACGCAGCCGUCUGGAACGUUCUGGGCAAACUGUCAGAGCUGCAGAAAGAGGUCCUCUCCUUCGACGGGAAACGGGCCGAUAAGAAUUACAUGAUAUUGGAGGAGCUCAUCACCAAACAGUUGCUCGCUCUCGACGCCAUCGACUCUCAAGGAGACGAAAGGUCAAAAGCGGCGAGAAAGCAAGCGGUGAAAUUCGCGAAUAACAUUCUCGGAUAUCUGGACAUGAAAACCGACGAGUGGGAAUAUUAGGAAGGAGACCUGGGGGGGGCAGGGGGGGAUCCCGGCGGCUUCGCUUGCACUAUUUGAUUUUCGGUCUCUUCGAUGUUAUUUGCUUCUGGGAACAGACAAGAGAGACCAUUAAAGAGCAGCCCAUUU
Spea bombifrons (plains spadefoot toad) is the source of this 1843-nucleotide messenger RNA. It is a transcript of the gene BAG5, whose product is annotated as BAG cochaperone 5. Lineage: Eukaryota; Metazoa; Chordata; Amphibia; Anura; Pelobatidae. The transcript has 2 exons. Gene Ontology annotation, cellular component: cytoplasm; nucleus; membrane. Gene Ontology annotation, molecular function: adenyl-nucleotide exchange factor activity; protein-folding chaperone binding. Gene Ontology annotation, biological process: regulation of inclusion body assembly; negative regulation of protein ubiquitination; protein stabilization. The record is from RefSeq and is a predicted model, not a curated record. Bases 353 to 1717 code for a protein of 454 amino acids.